CGCCUUUCACCCUUUGGUCAACAACAAGAUGGCGGCCUCCUGCUGGUAAGGGUCAUAUUUUUCGAUGGCCUUCAGAGUUAUGAAAUUGAAUUCGCGCUUAUUUCUUUCAACGCAAGCAUGUUGUGUUUUAUGCCGCAGGAGCACCCGUCAGGACUCAAAGCUGUCGAUCACAGGCAGCAGACACUUUGGAUCCCUCCAGAGAAUCAAUGAUUAUGGUGUUGCUAACCCAUCGACUGCCUGCGGGCCCUGCGUAACGACUGCUCUGACAAAUCAUCCAAGUGCUCGUCAUCGUCACCGGAGUCAGACCAGUCAGGGUCUGUCAUUAUUAUGCUUCUAUCUGCCACAGGAAAGAUUUCAGAGAAGGACAUUUGCGAACGUCGGAACCAGAAAGUCCCCAACCCACUAUUAUGAUGUGUUGGAGCUUAGUCCAAAAGCCACUCAGAAUCAAAUUAAGAGUGCUUAUUACAAGAAGUCAAAACUCCACCAUCCUGAUGUAUCUCAGCGUCCUGAGAGUCACAAGCUCUUCACUGAAAUAAAUGAAGCAUAUGAAGUUCUAGGAAACCUGAGAAAGAGACGCAUGUACGACCAAGGAGUUUAUAGUACCAGACAACAUGGACAACAACCCGGAUCUCAUACCAGUGAACAAGAUUACACAAGAGAGUACCGUCAGAGAUCACAUUUCGACCGAGGAGAAAGACCACCGCCUCCGAGGGGCCACACACGUAUCUACAACUUUGACGAGUUUUAUCGCCAGCACUACAACGACAUGCGGGAACGCAGAGGACGGGAGCACGCCGAGUUCGUCAAGCACAGAGAAAUGAUGGAUGAGAGACUGAAAAGGAGGAGUACAGAAAUGUCGGCAUUUGUCUCCGUUCCCUUGUGGUUUACUAUUCUGUUUCUCUUCAUUCUGAUGUUUGAGAACUAUGACCGUGAUAUUUUGGUGGAUCCAAAACAAAGAGAGACAAGACAGUAUGAUUCUUUAGGCAAAAUACCACAGCCUAGAGAUAGAUAGUCUUUCGCUUAAAUGUAGCAAUACAUAUUUGUACAUUUGAAUGUACAUAUAAUAUACAUAGUGUUUAGUUGUUGUGUACAGCAACAUUUUAUUUAUUGAGCUGUGUUCUCAAUAUAAUAGAAUAUUGGGGAAUGUGAAAUACAUUUUAACAGAUAUUUUACUUGUCAUGAUUAUCUUCAUCAUUCUCGCUCUAUCAAUAUUAUCUUCAUCAUUCUCGCUCUAUGAAACUCUUGAUAAUGAAAGUGUGCGUGUGAUUUCAAACUUAACACGUUGUAGAACACCAGAUAAAAACCUGUUACCUUCAAGCGAGAUCAGAGUCUUCAAGAAUAUGGCUUGUAAGGUGUUAUUUCAUGUAGGCUACAUGGUAAUUGUACCCUAGAUGACUUCGCUCUGUCAAUAUUAUCUUCAUCAUUCUCGCUCUAUCAAACUCUUGAUAAUGAAAGUUUGCGUGUGAUUUCAAACUUAACACGUUGUAGAACACCAGAUAAAAACCUGUUACCUUCAAGCGAGAUCAGAGUCUUCAAGUUCAAGAAAUAUGGCUUGUAAGGUGUUAUUUCAUGUACAUUGUAAUUUUACCCUAGAUAUGACUUGUGAAUGUCUUCUUAUUAUUCAGGUCUAUUUCCUUUCAGUUUUACUUUUCAAAUUUUUGGGGGUUUCUUUGCGUUUUCAACACCUUGUGUUACAAUAAGGGGACUUCCAAGACUUAAUCUCUGUGGAAACCAAUACGCUGCACAACUGAUACUCACUGUAUGCUUCAAGUUCCCAGGAAGUUGAGAUUGUUUCAAAUUGCUAUCAGGUCUGCCGGUGUAAUUGUAUGGAUUGUGAAGUGCGUAGAGACCUUGCUGUUGACGAGCAGAAAUAUGCGCUAUACAAAUGCUGUCUAUAAUUAUUUUUAUUAUUAUAUUGAUCACCGAUUGCAAUGCCGAUUGGCUGAUAGGAGAUUGUCCAGUCCAAGGGAACCCCGUGUGCACUCCUGGGUGUUUUUACUUCUGUGUGGUCAAGCUGGUUUUGUCCUUUGUAGCCUUGUUAUUAUUCACCCAACAUCACAUGACCUACAUGCCAGUGGGACAGCGGUUAGGGACACUCUGGGAAAUAUUUUUCUUGUGCGGGAAUCGCACACGGGCACACGGAAGAUGUGAGCUCCAUUCCCUGUGUGGGGAGAUUUUAUUUCUAAUAUCUCCAUAAUAAUAAUAUGUCUGCUAGGAUGUUGCAUCGCUCUCAGACUCUCAGCCCACAUUGGCUCUGCCAGGCAAGGUGGAAGCAGAGAGCGUAGUAAAUUAUCUAAAUUGUGUCGUUGGGGACUUAAGUUAAAACAUCUACUAUUAUAAAAUAGACCUUGGAUGAUAUGUCAUUGUCUCUCUCUGCAGAAUGUGAUUAUGAUUGACGGAGAAAAUAAACUUGAACAUCAGCCUUAA
Molecule: messenger RNA, 2427 nt
Organism: Aplysia californica (California sea hare)
Lineage: Eukaryota; Metazoa; Mollusca; Gastropoda; Aplysiida; Aplysiidae
Product: dnaJ homolog subfamily C member 30, mitochondrial
Exons: 2
Coding region: 65-1012 (315 amino acids)
Source: RefSeq, a predicted model, not a curated record